Molecule: messenger RNA, 2692 nt
Organism: Paramecium octaurelia
Lineage: Eukaryota; Ciliophora; Oligohymenophorea; Peniculida; Parameciidae
Source: the annotation of a GenBank genome assembly
AUGGAUCUUUCUUUGAAUUCAAAUCAAACAGCCACUGUUGAUUACUCUCAUCUUCUUUAAGUCAAGGAUCCUAACCCAAAUUUUGUAUCUGCCAUCUUAGACACAACCAUUUUUCAAAUACUGAAAAAUCAUUCAGAUGUAUUCAUCUUUAAUGAUUUUGAAAUUUAUGAUAUCGAAAGUGGGAAUAGAGCCAUUGUAAUUGAAAAUGGAGUGAAGAUAGGGUCAGGUGGACAUGGCGAUGUUUACUGCUCUUAGAAUCCCUAAACUAAACAAAAGGCUGCUUUAAAGGUGCAAAAGGAUUGCACUUUCUAAGCUGUCAUCCAAUAUGCAGAGGAAUUCAAAAUCCAAAAAAUAAUUGAGGAAAUAUACCCAGAAUCUAUCAUCAAAGUUUAAGGGAAAGUUUUCAUUUCUCAAAAUUAUGUUGAUAGUUACAAAAUGCACACUUUUUUGGAAUUAGGAACUGGGAAUUUGAGACAAUAUAUUAAUAAGUUAACAGAGGCUGAAAUCGAUCAUGUUUUCAAUUGUGUUCUAGAUAGUAUUAUCAAAAUUCAUUCAAUAAAAAUUGCUCACCGGGAUAUUAAAUUGGAGAACAUUCUAAGGACAAAAGAAAAUGGAUGGGUCUUAUCUGAUUUCGGCUGCUCAACUCAAUAUAAAACACCUUAUGGAGAAUAUCCAAUUCUUGGUACUAUUCAAUACUAUCAAAAAUCAAUUAGAUAGACUUAUGCUUAAAAUCGAAGAAAAUGUAAAAUGAAUUUAUUUAAAAACGAUAUUUAUGCAUUCUAAUUAGUGAUGCUCUAAAUUAUUUUUCCAUAGAAAUCUAUAAUAGAAUUGCAUACUAUUCUAGAUGAAAAGUAGAUGGUGCAUCCAAGAAUUAACUAACUUUAUGAUAAGGAUUAUAUUAUUAUUAAGAGAGAUUUGAGUAAAAUUAAAUUCACUAGAUAAAUAACAUCCUCAGAUAAUGAUUUUGAUGUAAACUUUGAUCAAAAAAUCACAGAUUUUAGAUAUCAACCCCUGAUCUAAAAAAUUUUUAGUAUUUUUUUAAGAUCUAAACAGCUCACUGUGUUUCAAAACACGGUCCAAAAAUACGUAUUUGAAGAAUAUCAAAAGGACGAGCAGGAUUAUGUUGAAGUGAUGUAUAUGUUGAAAGAUUUUCAUUUAAAUUAUGCUUAGUUCAAUACAGUUUAAGAAAUCUUUGAUCAAAUCAAAUUUGAAAAUUUAUCGAAAUUAGAAUAUGAUUUAUACUAUGAUGUUUUUGCAAAGAGAGGCUCAAAAAUUUUACAAUUAAUGCUAUGCCAACGAUAUUAAAAGAUUUUGGGGAACAAUAAUAGCAAUCUGCUUCUCUAAGAAGCAGAGAUCCUUUAUAUCAUGGGUCUUUGGGAAGAUGCCAAAUCCAUUAUUAAUAGUAUCAAAGAUCUAUCAGAGUUAGAGAGUGACGAGAUAAUUUUAAAGUAUUGUUGUCUUAAGGCUCGGUUAAACAAUUAAUGGGUUGAUAAUCAUGAAGAUAUCAUUCAGUACUUAAGAAAUUAUAAAGAUACCUUUUAAGUACUAUUUGAAUGGAAAUUCCUAUUGAUUGAUUCUAUGUGGAUGGACAUAUCAAAGAGAAAGAUUAAUAAAAUUUACAAAAAAUAUUAUCUAACAAAAGAAGUUAUUUUAAAAUAAAAUGCUAAAAGUCAUCCGACCAAGGAAACAUUUCAGGUCAUUCAUAUAUAGAAAUUUCUUGAAAGGCCAUAUAUAGAUUAUGAAAAUCCAAAUUAUUGGAAAUUUAUAAAUCAAUUGAAGAAACCCCUUUCCGAAGUGCAAUUAAUGAAAGAAUAUUUACAUUAUGAUAAUUUUACAAUCUUCUAUUAUUGUUGGAUAUAUCUGGAGGGGUCUGACUUUUUUGGCGAGAAGUAUAAAUAUGAGAUGGAGGAGUUCAUAAUAUUUAUAGAGGAGAAUCUCUAAAAUUAUUAUUUCAAUUGGGUUAUUUUUGAUUUAUAUUCUCAAUUACUCACCUAUAGAAACGAGUUUGAAAUGGCAGAGCUUUAUAAUUAAAAAGCCUUGGACAUAGUGAAAAAUGAUUGUGUCUAUCAUUAAAUAAUAGUGCAUCAUCAUCUUUUUAGAUUAAAAUUAAAAUAGCAAAGGAUAGAAACGAUAGAACAGCUUAAUGUAAUUUUCCAUCUUAUUAGCUUGCUGCCAUCUUCAAAUUUGAGAUUCUAUUAUUAUAAAUAUAUUUACAAUGAAGAUGGUUUAAUAUGGUAAGACAAAAACUCUAAGUAUGCUUUACACUAAUGGGAAAUUAGUUAUAUAGAUGCAGAAGAUAGGAAAAAUUUUGAUUUAAAUUUUGAAUAUCUUAAAAUUAAAGAGGUGGCUUUGAGGGAUUUAGACUUCCACAAAUGCAAAUAAAUUAUUUAUGAAUAUUUACCAAACUUAAUUGAACAAAUGCAAUAUAUGGUACUUCCAGAAUUUUAUGAUUCAAUUUUAGUGGGUUAAAAAACAGGAUAACCAGCUCACUUGGUCAGAAAAUUAUUCAAGAAAUUCUUGCAGCUAAAAAUAGUAUUCAUUCAAUUAGGGUAUGCAUUAAAUUACAAACCUUAAAAUAACUAUUAAGAGUUUAUACUUUAUGUAAGGCACUUUAUAGAAUUAGAGGGUUUAGGGAAAAAAGAAGAGAGACUUGCUUCUACGUACUUUUUAUAUUGUGACAGUUAGGUAUGAG